Messenger RNA from Caenorhabditis auriculariae, 1245 nucleotides. The record is from the annotation of a GenBank genome assembly. Lineage: Eukaryota; Metazoa; Nematoda; Chromadorea; Rhabditida; Rhabditidae.
AUGAUCUUCGGAACCCUCUCAGUAUUAGGUUAAUUGAGUUCCUCGGUUGUCUCAAGAUUAACUGCGAAAGGAACGCCAAAGGACAAGGAAGCUUGAAAAAGAACGUGAAACAGACGGAAUCGUUGCGGAAAAGCGUGUGGGCGGGAGGAGAACGGAAGGCCGUGAGGAGAGUCCCAAAUUGGCGGCUCCUGGCGCCUCCGACACCCGGCUGGUCUUUCCCGAUGGUGGUCAGUGACGCAGCGUCUCUGGAACCCCCUUCUUCAUUCAUAACACAUCCACUGUCCAUUUUUGGUCAGUUCAGGCCAUUUUGGAACAUUUCCCAUGACCGCAGAAGAAGCUUCCAAGCUGACUCAGGCCUUGACGGUUUGCCGGACGGAAAUGGAGGGAAACUUAAGCAACCUGCUCUUUGGGACUGGAGGUAGCAUCAUACAUUGAAGGCUCAGGAAGGCUCUGAUUGAGCUGACACUUUCUUAAGAAAGAAAGAUACUCGAUACUUGUCUAGAACCAGAAAAACCUCCUUCUCGUUCACAAAACCUCAUGUUUCCAUUUUUGGUCAUUUUAGGCCAUUUCAGAGCAUUUUCCAUGACCGCAGAAGAAGCUUCUGGCCUGAAUCAAACCUUGAAGACUCAGUGAGCGAAAAAUGGAGUGGCCACUUAAUUGACCUGCUUCUUGGCACACCUGAAGCCGGCAUCACACACUAUUAGUUGAAAGAAUGGCUACUUAAGUGGCCAGUUUUGAACUGACUCUUUUUAAGAGAAAAGUUGGAUCCACGAUUCUUGCCUUGGCCGAGAAUACCUCUUUUUCAUUAAUAAUAUGCCCAUUUUUGGGCAAGAGAACUUUUUGGGACAAUUUGGCACUCUGAGCUUUACUCAGUUUUAAAAGACUGUAAAGGUGUUUUUGAAACUAAUGGAAGAUUAGAUAAGUAGGAGGAAGUGACCACUUAAGCUUUCUGCUCCUUUCACCCGCCUGGAGCCAGCAAAACGCACUGAAAGUUGAGACAACGAACACUUAAGGGACCAGUUUUUGAGCUGACUCCCUGCUUCAUUCAUAACUCAUCCACUGUCCAUUUUUGGUCAUUUCAGUUCAUUUCGGAGCAUUUUCCAAAGCCGAAGAACAAGCUUCUGAGCUGACUCAGGUCUCGAAGAUUCCCUGAACAUAAAUGGAGUGACCACUCAAGAAACCAGCUCCUUGGCAAUCGCCUGGAGCCAGCAACAUGCACUGAAAGUUGAGGAAACGGACACUUAA